Messenger RNA from Labrus mixtus (cuckoo wrasse), 1274 nucleotides. RefSeq names its product IQ motif containing G (gene drc9). Gene Ontology annotation, molecular function: protein binding. Bases 104 to 1039 code for a protein of 311 amino acids. The record is from RefSeq and is a predicted model, not a curated record. Gene Ontology annotation, cellular component: motile cilium; cytoplasm. The transcript is spliced from 10 exons. Gene Ontology annotation, biological process: cilium organization. Lineage: Eukaryota; Metazoa; Chordata; Actinopteri; Labriformes; Labridae.
CACGACUAAAAGUAGGCGUUCCAGCUCUGCUCAGGAAAGGUUUUACACUUCAGUGAUAAACUAUUAAAUUAACCAGAAGAGGCUGUGACGGAGAAAACUGAAUAUGUCUUUAUCCAGAUCUCAUACACUUAGACUGGCAGUUGUUUUGGAGGACUGUUCAGACAAGUUGGACAUACUGGGACAUACAUUGCAGAUCAAAAGUGUGAGAGGCUCUGCAGUGCCAAAGGAAAUAACCAGGCUGACUAAGCUAAAAAGCGACUGUCAGUUGAUCUCACAGCACAUUUCCGAGCUGUGUUCAGAGCUGGAGGAGACGCAGACAUUCACUUCUCUGCAGCAGGUAUUGGAGCAAGAAAAGCAGAAGAAGGAGGCUGGGAGCAUGAGAAGGGGAGAAAGAAAAAUGCUGAAGCAGAGAAAAGAGGAUUUAACAAGCAAGCAAGAGGAGUUCCAACAGAAAACAGAGAAACUAAAGGAGGUGCACCAACUCGUCAAAGACCUGAAGCUUCAGCUCAUUGAAAAGUCCUCAAAAAUUGCCAACCAGAAGACAACUUUGGUGAAAACCUUUGAGAUGCAGCUCCAGCAGACACAAAAGGAGACCAGCCAGACUGAGAAGCUGCUAGAGGAUAAGUUGAAGCUGCUCCAGAAACAGCAUCAGGAGGAGAUAAGAGUUCAUGUGGAGUCUGAGAUAUUCCUGCAAAAUCAAAAUAAGGAGUUUCAGCAAAAGCUGCAGCAGUGGCAGGAGUACAAAAGUCAGAUGCAGAAGGAAAAGGAGCAGCAGCUCUACAAAGUGCAGUGCAAAAGAACAAUACAUCUGGACAGAUUAAUGGAGAAAAAGAGAUUGUUCAGGGAGAUGGAGCAGGUGGUGGUUGAGGACAGGGAUAAACUGGAGAAACUCCAGCUACAGCAGGCAGAGACCAGGGCUGCUAUAAAGCUUCAAGCCUGGUGGAGAGGCUGCAAAGUCCGCCGUGGCCUAAGUUUUAGAAAACCAGAGCAAAACAAGAAAGGCAAGAAGAAGGAAGAAAAGAGGAGGAAGAAAAAAUGAUUUCUUCAAAGUUCUUUGAGACACUGAAAUAUGUUUUUAUAAUCCAGUAACAAACAAUACGAAGUCCAUGUUUCUUGUUCUUUAACAUUGGGAACUCUUUUAUUUUUAAAAGUACUUUAAGUACUCUUAUUUGGUAUGUUUUGUACAGAAGUGUAGUGAAUGAAACUGCCUCACUGGAAAUAUAAUAUUAUAACUUAAAGAAGAAACAUACUGCAAACCUAAUCACCUCUUCUGU